Messenger RNA from Dunckerocampus dactyliophorus (ringed pipefish), 966 nucleotides. RefSeq lists its product as uncharacterized. The transcript has 6 exons. The record is from RefSeq and is a predicted model, not a curated record. Bases 164 to 949 code for a protein of 261 amino acids. Lineage: Eukaryota; Metazoa; Chordata; Actinopteri; Syngnathiformes; Syngnathidae.
UGCUGUGUGUGAAUGCAUUAAGCACACUGCCUGGCACCCACACAUCAGACAACGGUGUGAUAAUCUUCUCUCUGGAAUACAAAGUCCAAGCUCGUACCAGUGCCGCCAUCUUGGCUACGUAGCGGAAGGGGCGGGACUACCAAACCUUCCCCAACUUGAAAUAAUGGCGGAUGAUGACCAAAUCGUUGCGGUGGAAAUUGGUGAACAACAAUGGCAUGAUGAGGACACGAGGUCCCUUAUUUUGUGGAGGACUGCAAACGCCGCCUUGUUCACAGGGAGACGCAAUGCAGCUGUAAAUGGAUAUGAGAUAUACAUUGCUAGUCGAGGCCUGGAGGGAAAGGUGACACCGGCCUUCUUAAAAAAGAAAUGGGAGAACCUGAAGCAUCAGUAUAAGGGGCAUAAGUACUCCAAAUCUGGGGUCAGCCUAGAUGGCGGUGAGACCCCUGCCGCAUCUUGGAAGUGGUACAAUCUGAUGGAUGAAGCAAUUGGGGGCAGGCUAUCGAUGACGCCGCCCGUCUUCAUCGCUUCAUCUUCCCAGGAUGAUGUGGCGGGCGAAUCGCCGUCUGUGCUGACCCCAGAACGGGAUGUAGCCACAGCAUCCAUCCCCAAAAGGCGCCGUGUGGAUCUUGGGGACAUGCUGAAGGAAACGAUGGAAAAAGACGAGAGGUUUGAACUGGAGCUGAGAGAGAUGGAAGCCAAGGCCAUAGAGAGAGAAGAGGCGAGGGCGAGGGAGGCAGCUGAGAGAGAGGAGAGGAGGCACCGUGAGGCUUUAGAGAGAGAGGAGACCAGGCACCGUGAGGCUAUGGAGAGGGAGGAGAGGAGGCACCGUGAGGCCGUAGAGAGGGAAGAACGAUUCUUCAGAGAGAUGAGGGAGCGAGACGAUAGGAGAGACACUGCUGCUCGGGAGGAGCGCUUCCUGGCAAUCCUUGAAGCAUUAAUCCAGAAAUAAAAUGAAAGUUGACGUCA